Lepisosteus oculatus (spotted gar) is the source of this 4602-nucleotide messenger RNA. The record is from RefSeq and is a predicted model, not a curated record. Lineage: Eukaryota; Metazoa; Chordata; Actinopteri; Semionotiformes; Lepisosteidae.
AACAGUUGCAUGCUGGGGGUUAGAGAUGAAUGAAACAUAGAAAUAAACACUCAAAUAGCCAAAAAUGUAUUAAGUGCUGGAAACAAAAGCAAAACUCGAUAAUGAACUUAUAACAAGUUGAAACAGUGUCCGAAUAAGGAGGAAAAAUCGACCUUAGAGACUACAACUAGUGCACAGGCUCACCUUGGUUGAGUGGAUCUGUCAGCCGGGCGCUGAGGGAGUGCGGAGCCCCGGGCCAGGAUGUACGCGGUGUAUCGCCAGGCUCACCCCCCGACGGGGAUCGAAUUCUCCGUGUUCUGCAACUUCUUCUCCUCUGAGGAGAGGAACCUGGUGGUGGCCGGCACCUCUCAGCUCUACGUGUACAGGCUGGUCCAUGAUGUGGAGAGCGCAACCAAGACAGAAAAAUCAGCUGAUGGGAAGAGCCGUAAGGAGAAGUUGGAGCAGGUGGCGGCCUUCUCUGUGUUUGGCAACAUCAUGUCUAUGGCCAGCGUGCAGCUUGUUGGGGCAAAGAGAGACGCUUUGCUGCUGAGCUUCAAGGACGCAAAGCUGUCGGUCGUGGAAUAUGACCCUGGGACACAUGACCUCAAGACGCUUUCUCUGCAUUAUUUUGAGGAGCCAGAGCUGAGGGACGGAUUUGUGCAGAAUGUCCAUAUACCCAUUGUCCGUGUUGACCCGGAGAACCGCUGUGCUGUGAUGCUGAUCUAUGGUACCAGGCUGGUAGUGCUGCCAUUCAGAAAGGACACUCUGACGGAUGAACAAGAAGGCAUUGUGGGAGAAGGGCAAAAGUCCAGUUUUCUCCCCAGUUAUAUAAUUGAUGUGCGUGAACUGGAUGAGAAACUGCUGAACAUUAUUGACAUGAAGUUUCUCCAUGGAUACUAUGAACCCACUCUCCUGAUACUGUAUGAGCCCAACCAGACAUGGCCAGGACGUGUAGCAGUGCGACAGGACACCUGCAGCAUUGUGGCCAUCUCUCUGAACAUCAUGCAGAAGGUUCAUCCAGUUAUCUGGUCGCUCUCCAACCUGCCCUUUGACUGUACACAAGUCAUGGCUGUGCCCAAGCCUAUAGGUGGAGUUGUGGUGUUUGCCGUGAACUCCCUGCUCUACUUGAAUCAAAGUGUCCCUCCUUAUGGAGUUUCUCUCAACAGCCAGACAAAUGGGACAACAGCUUUCCCGCUGCGUAACGUCCUGACCACUUGUAUGAUGACGAUGGAGCCAGGAUAUCUGUUCCUGGGUUCCCGGCUGGGUAAUUCCUUGCUCCUUAAAUACACAGAGAAGCUGCAGGAGACUCCAAUUGAGGAGGGGAAGGAGAAGGAGAAACCAGAAGAGCCUCCAAAUAAAAAGAAGAAAGUUGAUGUGACUUCAAAUUGGACUGCCGGCAAGGCGGCCCUCCUGGACGAGGUGGAUGAGAUCGAAGUGUACGGCAGUGAGGCCCAGUCGGGAACACAACUGGCCACUUUCUCCUUUGAGGUGUGUGACAGCAUCCUGAACAUUGGUCCCUGUGCCAAUGCUUCGAUGGGGGAGCCUGCCUUCCUGUCUGAAGAGUUCCAGAACAACCCAGAGCCUGAUCUGGAGGUGGUUGUGUGUUCAGGUUACGGGAAGAACGGGGCUCUGUCGGUGCUCCAGAGAAGCAUCAGGCCUCAGGUCGUCACCACCUUUGAGCUGCCGGGCUGUCACGACAUGUGGACGGUUAUUUCUUCUGAGAAGAAGGAAGAAGCGCCUGAGGGAGACAGUGAGACCACCGAGGAGACGCAGCCUGAGCCAGCCCCAGAGGAGGACGACAAGAAACACGGCUUCCUCAUUCUGAGCAGAGAGGACUCGACCAUGAUACUGCAAACAGGCCAGGAGAUCAUGGAAUUGGAUACCAGUGGAUUUGCUACUCAGGGACCUACCGUCUAUGCUGGAAACAUCGGGGAUAACAAGUACAUUGUCCAGGUUUCCCCCAUGGGAAUUCGGCUUUUGGAAGGAGUAACCCAGCUGCACUUCAUUCCCGUGGACCUGGGCUCUCCCAUAGUGCACUGCACAGUCGCUGACCCUUACGUGGUGAUCCUGACUGCAGAGGGCCAGGUCACCAUGUUUGUCCUGAAAACUGACUCUUACAUGGGCAAGACCCACCGGUUGGCCCUACAGAAACCACAGAUCCACACGCAAUCCCGGGUCAUCGCGCUGUGCGCCUAUCGAGACGUCAGCGGCAUGUUCACCACUGAGAACAGGGUCUGCAGCACCUCCAAGGAGGAAACCACAGCCCGGAGCGUCUCGGAAACGGAGACCAUCAUCCAGGAUAUUGGUAACACAGUGGACGAUGAAGAGGAGAUGCUGUAUGGAGACUCCAACACUUUCUUUAGCCCCACCAAGGAGGAGCCUGCCCGCAGUACCUUGUUCAUCCACUCCUACAGGGAGGGCGCCCUUCUCAAACUUGAGCCCACACACUGGUGCGUGGCGGUGAGAGAGAAUGGAGUCAUGGAGAUCUACCAGCUCCCUGACUGGCGCUUGGUGUUCCUGGUGAAGAACUUCCCUGUGGGGCAGCGCGUGCUGGUGGACAGCUCCUCAGGCCAGUCUGCUGCUCAGGGGGAGGGCAAGAAGGAGGAAGUCACACGGCAAGGAGAAAUCCCAUUGGUUAAAGAGGUGGCCUUAGUGUCUCUAGGCAACCGCCAGACACGACCCUACCUGCUGGCCCAUGUUGACCAAGAGCUUCUCGUCUAUGAAGCCUUCUCUUAUGACCAGCAGCAGGGCCAGAAUAACCUGAAAGUGCGAUUCAAAAAGGUUCCCCAUAAUAUUAACUUCCGGGAGAAGAAGGCUAAGAUCUCCAAGAAGGAGAAGAAGUCUGAGGGUGGCCUAGGAGAGGAGGGGUCAGGAUUCAGAGGUCGGGUGGCCAGGUUCAGAUAUUUUGAAGACAUUUCUGGAUACUCUGGGGUGUUUAUCUGUGGCCCUUCUCCUCACUGGAUGUUAGUGACUUCACGGGGGGCUCUGAGGCUGCACCCCAUGACCAUCGAUGGCCCCAUCGAGUCCUUCUCCCCCUUCCACAACAUCAACUGUCCCAAAGGAUUCCUAUAUUUUAACAAACAGGGGGAGCUGAGGAUCAGUGUUCUUCCUGCCUACCUCUCCUAUGACGCUCCUUGGCCGGUCCGAAAGAUCCCCAUGCGAUGCACUGUGCACUACGUGACAUACCAUGUGGAAUCCAAGGUCUAUGCCGUGUGCACAAGUGUGAAUGAAAUAUGCACGCGCAUUCCCAGGAUGACCGGUGAAGAGAAAGAGUUUGAAGUCAUAGAAAGAGAUGAACGGUACAUCCACCCCAUGCAGGAGAAGUUUUCAAUCCAGCUGAUCUCUCCUGUUAGCUGGGAGACCAUUCCCAACACACGGAUCGACCUGGAGGAGUGGGAACACGUGACCUGUAUGAAGACGGUGGCCCUGAAGAGCGAGGAGACCGUGUCGGGCCUGAAGGGAUACGUGGCCGCAGGAACAUGUCUGAUGCAGGGCGAGGAGGUGACCUGCAGGGGCAGGAUCCUGAUCAUGGAUGUGAUAGAGGUCGUUCCUGAACCAGGACAGCCCCUCACCAAAAACAAGUUCAAGGUUCUGUAUGAGAAGGAGCAGAAGGGGCCAGUCACUGCCCUGUGUCACUGCAAUGGCUACCUGGUCUCUGCUAUUGGGCAAAAGAUAUUUCUGUGGAGCCUUAAGGACAAUGACCUGACGGGGAUGGCCUUCAUCGAUACCCAGCUCUACAUCCACCAAAUGCACAGCAUCAAAAACUUCAUCCUGGCCGCUGAUGUCAUGAAGAGCAUCUCUUUGCUGCGGUACCAGGAGGAGAGCAAGACUCUGUCUCUCGUCAGCCGGGAUGCCAAACCUCUGGAGGUUUACAGCAUUGAGUUUAUGGUGGACAACGGCCAGCUGGGAUUUCUAGUGUCCGAUCGGGACAGGAACCUGUUGGUGUACAUGUAUCUGCCGGAAGCGAAGGAGAGCUUCGGGGGCAUGCGGCUCCUGCGGCGAGCGGACUUCAACGUGGGCGCCCACGUCAACACCUUCUGGAGGAUGCCCUGCCGAGGAGCCAUGGAGGGGCCCAGCAAGAAGCUGCUGGCCUGGGAGAACAAGCACAUCACCUGGUUUGCCACGCUGGACGGUGGGAUCGGCCUCCUACUCCCCAUGCAAGAGAAAACAUAUCGCCGCCUGCUGAUGUUGCAAAACGCUCUGACCACAAUGAUCCCACACCAUGCGGGCUUGAAUCCCAAGGCUUACAGGAUGCUCCACGCUGACCGGCGCUCCCUGCAGAACGCGGUUAGGAACAUCCUGGACGGCGAACUUCUGAACAAAUACCUGUACCUCAGCACAAUGGAGCGCAGCGAGCUGGCGAAGAAAAUCGGAACCACCUCGGACAUAAUUCUGGAUGAUCUGCUGGAGCUGGACAGGGUGACGGCACACUUUUAAACAGCAAGCGCCUGGCUUCCCACCAUGUGGCUUCUUCCCACAACUCGUAUUACCACUGUACAAUUGUUUUCGACGCCUGAGUUUUUGUAGUAAUUGUGUUUAAAAAAAAAUUAACUUCAAGUGUUACAUUUGAUAUGGAAGACUAUUUUGUAAGCAGAUAUUAAAAAAAUUAACUAAAAUCCUGAA